Molecule: messenger RNA, 1653 nt
Organism: Biomphalaria glabrata
Lineage: Eukaryota; Metazoa; Mollusca; Gastropoda; Planorbidae
Product: histone-lysine N-methyltransferase 2D-like
Exons: 2
Coding region: 1-1653 (550 amino acids)
Source: RefSeq, a predicted model, not a curated record
AUGCAACCUAGGGUGCAGAUGAUGUUGAGGCCUCCUGUUUCUUUGGCCAAAGGACCACUAACAUUGAGCAAAACAAGCCCACUGAGUGAAACAAGCCCACUGAGUGAAACAAGCCCACUGGGUGAAACAAGCCCACUGGGUGAAACAAGCCCACUGAGCGAAACAAGCCCACUGAGUGAAACAAGCCCACUGAGUGAAACAAGCCCACUGAGCGAAACAAACCCACUGAGCGAAACAAGCCCACUGAGCGAAACAAGCCCACUGAGUGAAACAAGCCCACUGAGUGAAACAAGCCCACUGAGUGAAACAAGCCCACUGGGUGAAACAAGCCCACUGGGUGAAACAAGCCCACUGAGCGAAACAAGCCCACUGAGCGAAACAAGCCCACUGAGCGAAACAAGCCCACUGAGCGAAACAAGCCCACUGGGUGAAACAAGCCCACUGGGUGAAACAAGCCCACUGAGCGAAACAAGCCCACUGAGUGAAACAAGCCCACUGAGCGAAACAAGCCCACUGAGCGAAACAAGCCCACUGAGCGAAACAAGCCCACUGAGUGAAACAAGCCCACUGAGUGAAACAAGCCCACUGAGUGAAACAAGCCCACUGAGCGAAACAAGCCCACUGAGCGAAACAAGCCCACUGAGUGAAACAAGCCCACUGAGCGAAACAAGCCCACUGAGUGAAACAAGCCCACUCAGUGAAACAAGCCCACUCAGUGAAACAAGCCCACUCAGUGAAACAAGCCCACUCAGUGAAACAAGCCCACUGAGUGAAACAAGCCCACUGAGUGAAACAAUCCCACUGAGUGAAACAAGCCCACUGAGUGAAACAAGCCCACUGAGCGAAACAAGCCCACUGAGUGAAACAAGCCCACUGAGCGAAACAAGCCCACUGAGUGAAACAAGCCCACUGAGUGAAACAAGCCCACUGAGUGAAACAAGCCCACUCAGUGAAACAAGCCCACUGAGUGAAACAAGCCCACUCAGUGAAACAAGCCCACUGAGUGAAACAAGCCCACUGAGUGAAACAAGCCCACUGAGCGAAACAAGCCCACUGAGUGAAACAAGCCCACUCAGUGAAACAAGCCCACUGAGUGAAACAAGCCCACUCAGUGAAACAAGCCCACUGAGUGAAACAAGCCCACUCAGUGAAACAAGCCCACUGAGUGAAACAAGCCCACUGAGUGAAACAAUCCCGCUGAGCGAAACAAGCCCACUGAGUGAAACAAGCCCACUGAGCGAAACAAGCCCACUGAGUGAAACAAGCCCACUGAGCGAAACAAGCCCACUGAGUGAAACAAGCCCACUGAGUGAAACAAGCCCACUGAGUGAAACAAGCCCACUGGGUGAAACAAGCCCACUGAGUGAAACAAGCCCACUGAGUGAAACAAGCCCACUGAGUGAAACAAGCCCACUCAGUGAAACAAGCCCACUGAGCAAAACAAGCCCACUGAGAGAAACAAGCCCACUGAGCAAAACAAGCCCACUGAGUGAAACAAGCCCACUGAGUGAAACAAGCCCACUGAGUGAAACAAGCCCACUGAGUGAAACAAGCCCACUGAGUGAAACAAGCCCACUGAGCGAAACAAGCCCACUGAGCGAAACAAGCCCACUCAGUGAAACAAGCCCACUGAGUGAAACAAGCCCACUAUAG